This is a messenger RNA of Drosophila guanche, 3034 nucleotides long. Its product is annotated as epidermal growth factor receptor kinase substrate 8-like protein 1. Gene Ontology annotation, cellular component: plasma membrane. The transcript has 6 exons. Bases 347 to 2758 code for a protein of 803 amino acids. Gene Ontology annotation, molecular function: actin binding. Lineage: Eukaryota; Metazoa; Arthropoda; Insecta; Diptera; Drosophilidae. Gene Ontology annotation, biological process: Rho protein signal transduction; regulation of Rho protein signal transduction. The record is from RefSeq and is a predicted model, not a curated record.
UUUCAGUCAGAAACAAGAAGCACGUCGGCCACAACGGACAACGCUCGCGUGUGUUUCAGACGUCCACAAACAACAACGACGUUGCGGGGUUAUUGUUAUUUGUACAUUUGCUUUGAAGAGGAAAUCAGAGACGAGGUGAGACGCGGCGCAUCGCGGUAGACGGCGACAGUUUGUAGGGAAGCGGCGGUGGAAAAAUUAAAAAGAACGAAAGAAAGCCGACUCGAAUAUAAAAAUCGAAGAACGUCGAGAAAACACAGCACCAACCACAAGCCAGAGCAGGACGGAACGAGGAGGAAGACAGACGAUCCUGAACGCGCUUUUUGGCUAGCAAUAACCACAAGACAGAAUGGUUAAUCAUCAUUCGAAUGGCGGCGGCAGUGCUGGGAACAGCAGCGGCAGCCUGCGUGGCGGCGGCGGCGGAGGAGCCCACGGCGGUGGCGACUACUCGGGCGAUGAUCGCAGUGGCGGCGGCGAAGAGCGUGAACGUUUGGACGGGGAUCUGCAUGACAAGCCCACCUACCUGCUGGAGCAUUUGGCCACCUUCACCGUAAACAAGGAGUCGGGCAUUGUGUACCCAGCGGAUGGCAUGCGCCGACUGCUACAGCUGGAGAAGACCACGGGCAUUUGGUCGCAGAAGAUGCAGCUCUGCCUCGACUACCAGUGGGUGCUCAUCAUGGACUACGAAACGGGGAACAUUAUUGAGCGUUUCCCGGCGUCACUCGUUCAGGAGCCCACGGCAUUCACCUCCAACGAUGCCAUGGAGCUGUACAACAAUAUUCUCGUUUUCAUUGUAUCCGGUGGCGGUGGUUCCCGCUCCGAGAUGCACAUAUUCCAGUCACAAAGCGUGUCCGCUGUCCAUUUGGUGGAGGAUCUGAAGCAGCUGCGCAGCGGCAAGAUGAUCACACAGCAGCGCGGAGCGACGCCCACGCAGUCGGCAGGUGCCUCCGGCAUGGCCAUGAUGAUGAGCAAGACAUCCUCCUCGUCCUCCCACAGUCGGGCAGAGCUCCACCAGCAGCGGGAGCAGCGUGGCGAGCGGGAGAGAGACAGGGAACGCGAACGGGACAGGGACAGGGAUCGAGAACGCGAGCGGGAGCGGGAGAGUCACCAUCACAACAUGCACCAAAGGAGCAGCGUGGAGCAGUACGGAAUGCGAGGCGGCGGUGCCGUGACCGAAGUGGACCUCGGACACAACGGAGAGACGGACUCGGAGCAUGGCGGCGUCAAUGAGCGCGACGAGACUAGCUCCACCUCCAGCGAGAAGUACGAGCGAGAUGUGGCCGUGCUCAACCAUUGCUUCGAUGACAUUGAAAAGUUCAUAGCGCGACUGCAGCACGCGGCUGCCGCUUCGAGAGAGCUGGAGCGGCGUAGGAGGAAUCGGAAGUCAAAGAAGCGGGACCCGGGAGAGGGUCUGCUCACGCUGCGGACGCGGCCGCCACACGAGAAGGAGUUCGUGGAUAUAUUCGCCAAAUUCAAGCUGUCGUUCAACCUGCUGGCCAAGCUGAAGGCGCACAUCCACGACCCGAAUGCCCCCGAGUUGGUGCACUUCCUCUUCACACCGCUGGCCCUCAUUGUGGAGGCAUCAAGCGACACCUACUACGAGUCGCAGCUGCCGGCGAGAGUUGUCAAUCCGCUGCUAACGCGUGAGGCCAUCAAUCUGCUCAUCAACUGCGUCACCAGCAAGGAGACGGAGCUGUGGCGUUCCCUGGGCGAUGCCUGGGUCAUACCGCGUGACCAGUGGAAGGAUGACGUUGGGUCCUAUCAUCCCGUCUUCCUCGACGGCUGGUCGCCGGACUACCUUAUCAACGACGAGCUGGAGCCCACAUCCCCGCCAGCGCACGUCAGCAAGCGGCGUCUUGAGGUACAAGCCGGCCCCGGCCAUGGCUCCGGACUGAAUGGUCGUGGGCCGCCAGGCGGCGGCGUCUACGAUGACUAUGAUACUGGCAACGGCAUGGCCAUGGCCAUGGGCAUGGGCAUCGAGAAGUACACCAUCCACCAUGGCAACGAUCGGGAGCGGGACAGGGACAGGGAGCGAGAGCGCGAUCGUGACAGGGAUCGUGCGGGUGCCAUCAGUGCGUCAGACUUUAAUACCCGCAGCGAGCUGUCCUUCGACUCCAUUGAGCGGGGCGGAGCAGCGGCUGGCCAUGGCCCAGGACCCGGGGCAGGACCCACACUGAGCGCCAUUACCGCAGGCCUGCAGAAUCUUCACACGCGAGACUCCCGCGGCGGAAACGGUGGAGGAGGGGGUGGCGGUGGUGGCGGUGGUGGCGGUGGUGGCGCAUAUGGCGCAGGUGCUGGAACUGCCUCCGAAUUGUCGGUGGCUGGUGGCAGGGCUACCAAUGUCAGCGAUGACCAAAUGCUCGAAUCCUGGCUGGAGGAUCUGCAGACGGGCGGCUCCAAAAUUGUGCUGGUCACGUAUCCGCGCACCGCCAACAACGACAAGGAGCUCAGUGUAAUGCGAGGCGAAUACCUGGAGAUCCUCGAUGACACCCGAAAGUGGUGGAAGGCGCGCAACAUGCGCGGCCAGGUGGCCCAUGUCCCGCACACGAUUGUCACGCCCUUCAACUAUGGCGAUGGCGAUGGAUCCCAGUACUAUGGCCAGCCGGUGCAGCAGCAGCAACAGCAGCCACUGCCGCAGGGCGGUCCUGCGAGCAAGUCCAGGCCGGGGGACAACACUGGAAUGGAACAGCGCUCGCCAGACCCCACGGACAUGAUGCGCAGCAAGCAUCUGGGGAAGAAGGGCGAAUUCCGUUACUUUUAACGAUAUAAAUAGACACCACACACACGCAUAUAUACACACACACACAUACAGACAGCACAUGGAUAUAUAUUCGUUAGUGAGAAUUAGAGAGAGCGGAGAACAGGCAUCCCAAUCGUCCACUUCCAAGCCCAACCCCGACCGCAUCUUAAAGAAUAUUAAACCGUAAGACUAACCUAAGUUCAGCCCCACAGAUUGGAGUUGCGGCUGAAGAGCUGCUGGAGAGGCGCAGGCAAUAAAUUGUUUUAAUAAAACCAUAUCCAAAGGAUCCCCUAGAAA